This is a messenger RNA of Salvelinus namaycush (lake trout), 2699 nucleotides long. Its product is annotated as adenosine receptor A2b-like. Bases 385 to 1749 code for a protein of 454 amino acids. The transcript is spliced from 2 exons. NCBI's taxonomy places the organism in Eukaryota, Metazoa, Chordata, Actinopteri, Salmoniformes, Salmonidae. Gene Ontology annotation, biological process: G protein-coupled adenosine receptor signaling pathway; adenylate cyclase-activating G protein-coupled receptor signaling pathway. The record is from RefSeq and is a predicted model, not a curated record. Gene Ontology annotation, cellular component: membrane. Gene Ontology annotation, molecular function: G protein-coupled adenosine receptor activity.
GUAUGACGCUCAUGUGAUCACUUCCUGGCUCAGUCUGAGCCCCAUCUGAGUUUCACAGGGCUGAAUCUUCAAACAGUGGCGGGGAAGGACUUGAGAGGAGAGGGCCAGACAGGACAGCAGAUACCAUAACAGAAAGGAGACUGUCAUGCCUUAUAUGUUAAGUGAGGAGAAUGCCUUAGCCUUUGGACUGCUUCUCUGACCACCGACUGUGUGGGACUUCUAAGAGGCUUUAAGGUGAAGUGGUCUCUGUGUGGAGAGCUCAGCCAUAGUCCCAGGCAGUGAGAUACACCCUACAGAGUAAGCGCACUGCUGCCAGGCUGCAGCUAUGGACCUUGAGGAGAGUGGUCCUCCCUCCUCCUCAGUGACCUCGCUGCUCUUCUCACGAUGCUGAACGAUUCUGCGUCUGUCAUCUACAUUGUGCUGGAGCUGCUGAUAGCUGUACUGUCUGUGUUGGGCAAUGUGCUGGUCUGCUGGGCCGUCUGUCUCAACAGCAACCUGCAGAGCAUCACCAACUUCUUUGUGGUGUCCCUGGCGGUGGCAGACAUUGCUGUGGGAGUGCUGGGUAUCCCCUUCGCCAUCGUCAUCAGCACGGGCUUCUGCUCCAACUUCUAUGGCUGCCUCUUCAUUGCUUGCUUUGUGCUGGUGCUCACCCAGAGCUCCAUCUUCAGCCUGCUGGCCAUUGCCAUAGACCGCUACAUCGCUAUCAAGAUACCCCUCAGGUACAAUAGCCUGGUGACAGGCCAGCGUGCCAAGGGGAUAAUUGCUGUCUGUUGGGUGCUGUCCAUCAUCAUCGGCCUGACCCCGAUGCUGGGCUGGAAUAAGUCCACUGAGCGCCCCAACAGCACCUGUCCUCCAGGCCUGAUGGAGUGCCUGUUUGAGGAUGUGGUGGUCAUGGACUAUAUGGUCUACUUUAACUUCUUCGCCUGUGUGCUGAUGCCUCUGCUGCUCAUGCUGGUCAUCUACCUGCGGAUCUUCAUGGCAGCUCGGCAUCAGCUGAAGCUCAUAGAACUGAAGGCUGUCUACGGGGGGAAGUCCCACUCUACCCUGCAAAAGGAGGUCCAGGCGGCUAAGUCGCUGGCCAUCAUCGUGGGCCUGUUUGCCAUCUGUUGGCUGCCGCUGCACAUCAUCAACUGCUUCACCCUGUUCUGCCCUCAGUGUGCCCGCCCGCCCCUCUGGAUCAUAUACGUUGCCAUCAUCCUCUCUCACGGCAACUCAGUGGUCAACCCCUUCAUCUACGCAUACCGCAUCCAGGAGUUCCGCCACACCUUUAAGAGGGUCAUCCGCCGCCAUGUCCUGGUCCGCCGGGAGCUGUUUGACAUGGGUGGCAGCAGCCGCACCUCCACCCACAACAGUAUCAGCGGCUCAGGAAGGGUUAAGGCCAAUGGCAUCCGCUUCGACCUCUUUACCGAGAACAGCAGCAGCAGCAGUAGCUGUGAGAGCUCCCACCCCUGUCAUAGCCAUAUCAAACCUGCAGGGGGCGUUCUGAAACCAGCGUCCAUUCACAACCACCCUCUUACCGUGAUUAGCUCCCACAACCACAGGGAAAGCCCCCCUGUGCCACAGCCUCUCAGACAGACACAUACACACCCUUUAUGUCAUCCCUUGCAGUAUGGGGACCAGCAGCAGCAGUUUCACAAAGGUCCGGAGGUGGAAGAGGUAAAGGACAGGCAGGAUCUCUCCCCUGUCCAGGUCAAAACACUGUUCUAUAAACAUAAAACCUGCUUCACUGAGCUCACUGAGGUCUCCUAAUGGACACAGAAUGGGCAUUAGACAGCUACAAAGGAUCCUUAUCACCUGGCCUUUGGUGUGAAAUUACUACGGAUGUGUAAAUAUUUUGGAGUCAGCUCAGAGUAGAUUACUGGGCAGUCAGGCUCACAAUCUGAGGAUCAGAGUUUGGUUGUAUCCCAUGUUAUCCAGAUGGUCUGAUUCCACGUUCUAUCGCCAGGGAUUGUAACCGUUGGUCCUGAAUGAGUACGAAACGAGGACCUACACAAAGGCAGGCAUGCAAAGCCUACUGUACAUUCACCAUGCUGAAGAGAACAACUUAUUUUGGGUGCAUGAACAAUUCUAUUUAAAUUUGCAAACAAAAAUCAUUUGAGUUAUUUAUGGAAGAAACGUUAAUGUGACUUGAAUGGUUAAAUGUGAUUCUGUUUACGAUGUUUAUUCUCUUGGUCUGUGACGUGUGUCUGGCGCUUAAAUCUGAAUCCUCACAAUUGACUUUUGUUCUAUGAUAACUGGUGAGGUUUUAAUAAAUCACCUUUAUGAUUAAUCUUGUGUGUUUGGGGAUGGCAGGGAUGUUCCAGGUUCGUGAUAAGGGGACAGUACUACUGCAUUGAUUUAGAAUGUUUGUGCACCAUACAGAUGGACAUGAUAAGAGCAAUCUCUUAGAUGUUCAGGUUUAUGAUCUUGCAAAUGUAUGAAUGCUCAAAAAAUGAUCUGCGUGUUUUUAAAUCUUAAUGGUUUUAAACUAUUUUGAGGAAUAUCUAAACUACUGUGCACUUUCUCAACUUGUCUAACUGUCAGUAACACAAACCAAAACUGUUGAGCUGAUCGUUGAGAUUACACAGACAAUUAAAUGGCCAAAAUAAUUAAUCAAUGACACAUACAGCUUACAUUUUUCACUGAAUAUACUCUCAAGUGUUACAUAGCUAUGGCAUUCUCUGCAUUUUCACAUUUUCAGAUGCAAUACAGGAUGCAAU